This is a messenger RNA of Danio rerio (zebrafish), 1184 nucleotides long. It is a transcript of the gene dnajb5, whose product is annotated as DnaJ heat shock protein family (Hsp40) member B5. Gene Ontology annotation, biological process: protein folding. The record is from RefSeq and is marked provisional. NCBI's taxonomy places the organism in Eukaryota, Metazoa, Chordata, Actinopteri, Cypriniformes, Danionidae.
GAUUUCCUCUCGGAUGCGGCAAACCGGCAUCAUUGUUCUGCAGACAUUGUAACCGAGAGCUUGGGGUGGUUCUGGAAGGACUCUAUCUGUAAAUUUAAGCCAUGGGGAAGGAUUACUAUAAGAUCCUUGGCAUUCCUUCAGGCUCAAAUGAGGAUGAAAUCAAAAAGGCCUACAGGAAGAUGGCUCUAAAGUUCCAUCCGGACAAAAAUAAGGAUCCCAAUGCUGAAGAGAAGUUUAAGGAAAUAGCAGAAGCUUAUGAGGUCCUGAGUGAUCCCAAAAAGAGAGUUAUCUAUGACCAGUAUGGAGAGGAUGGUUUGAAAACAGGUGGCACGGGUUCAUCUAGUGGACAAGGGACUACAUAUCACUAUACUUUUCAUGGGGAUCCACAUGCCACAUUUGCUUCCUUCUUUGGAGGUUCCAACCCCUUUGAUAUAUUCUUUGGCUCUAGUCGGCAACGAGGAAAUACUAAUGGCUUUCCGGACCAUGGGGACCAUGACAUGGACAUUGAUAUGGAUGGAGAAGAUGAUCCUUUCAGUUCGUUCAGCCACUUUGGUUUCAACGGUGUCAAUGGUUUUCAUCAUGGUGGAGGUCGAAGGCAUCGUAACGAGCCUCUUCAUGGUGGCCGCAAGAAAUUACAGGACCCUCCGGUGGUACAUGAGCUCAAAGUGUCUCUAGAGGAGAUCUUCCAUGGAUGUACAAAGCGGAUGCGAAUCACUCGCAGACGAUUGAACCCAGACAGAAAGACAAUGAGGACAGAGGACAAGAUCCUUAAUAUUGUCAUCAAGAGAGGUUGGAAGGAAGGGACCAAGAUCACUUUCCCUAAAGAGGGGGAUGAGACACCUGAGAACAUUCCUGCUGAUAUUGCAUUUGUGCUCAAGGACAAGGGGCACCCACUCUUCAGAAGAGAUGGCUCCAACAUCAUUUACACAACCAAGAUUGGUCUAAAGGAGGCGUUGUGUGGCUGCACAGUGAACAUUCCCACUAUUGACAACCGAGCCAUUACAUUGCCCUGCAAUGACAUCAUCAAACCAGGCACAAUCAAGAGACUGCGUGGAGAAGGCCUGCCUUUCCCAAAAAACCCAUCCCAACGUGGGGAUUUAAUAGUGGAGUUCCAGGUGCGCUUCCCAGACAGAAUCCCACCCCAGUCCAGAGAGAUCAUCAAACAGCACCUUCCACAGUCUUAG